UUUUCUUCGACUGGUGGUGGUGCUGCUGCUGUUGCUGCUGCCACUUCUGGGUCGUCGCAUACGUACGAUAUUCAGUUUUUGCUGGCGCGACAUCAGUUUUGAGUUGGCUAUCAACGCGAGCGGGUCUUUCUCUUUGCAAGCGACAAACCAGCGACAGCAACUGCACCACCAGCAACUGCAUCAAACGAAACAGCCACAAAAUGAUGAUGGAGAACGGUAUCUCCAUGGAGUACGGCGAUGGCUACAUGGAGCAGGAGGAGGAAUGGGAGCGCGAGGGAUUGCUAGAUCCGGCGUGGGAGAAGCAACAGAAGAAGACAUUUACUGCGUGGUGUAACAGUCAUUUGCGUAAAGCUGGCACCGCCAUCGACAACAUCGAGGAGGACUUCCGCAAUGGCCUCAAGCUGAUGCUGCUGCUGGAGGUUAUCUCUGGCGAGACGCUGCCCAAGCCCGAUCGCGGCAAGAUGCGUUUCCACAAAAUUGCCAAUGUGAACAAGGCUCUCGAUUUUAUUGCAUCGAAGGGUGUGCAUCUUGUGUCGAUUGGCGCCGAGGAGAUCGUCGAUGGCAAUCUCAAAAUGACGCUCGGCAUGAUCUGGACGAUCAUUCUCCGUUUCGCCAUUCAGGAUAUCUCCGUCGAGGAGAUGACCGCCAAGGAGGGUCUGCUAUUGUGGUGCCAGCGCAAGACGGCGCCCUACAAGAAUGUCAACGUACAGAACUUCCAUCUGUCCUUCAAGGACGGUCUGGCAUUCUGCGCGCUUAUCCAUCGUCAUCGUCCAGAUCUGAUUGACUAUGCUAAGCUAUCCAAAGACAAUCCAAUGGAGAAUCUGAACACUGCCUUUGAUGUUGCUGAGAAAUAUCUAGAUAUUCCAAGGAUGUUGGAUCCAGAUGAUUUAAUCAACACUCCGAAACCGGAUGAACGUGCCAUAAUGACGUACGUGUCCUGCUACUAUCACGCCUUCCAGGGAGCCCAACAGGCGGAAACGGCGGCCAACCGUAUUUGCAAGGUGCUCAAGGUUAAUCAGGAGAAUGAGCGUCUUAUGGAGGAGUACGAGCGUCUGGCCAGCGAUCUGCUGGAAUGGAUUCGUCGCACGAUGCCGUGGCUGAACUCGCGCCAGGCAGACAACUCGCUGGCCGGCGUACAGAAGAAGCUUGAGGAGUACCGGACGUACCGACGCAAGCACAAGCCGCCACGUGUUGAGCAGAAGGCAAAACUCGAAACUAACUUUAACACGCUGCAGACGAAACUGCGUCUGUCCAACCGUCCAGCCUACUUGCCCACCGAGGGCAAGACCGUGUCCGAUAUCUCAAACAGCUGGAAGGGACUGGAGCUCGCCGAGAAGGCGUUCGAGGAAUGGCUGCUGGCUGAGACCAUGCGCCUGGAGCGUCUCGAACAUUUGGCCCAGAAGUUCAAGCAUAAGGCCGAUGCUCACGAGGACUGGACACGUGGCAAGGAAGAGAUGCUGCAGUCGCAGGACUUCCGUCAAUGCAAGCUCAACGAGCUGAAGGCCCUCAAGAAGAAGCACGAAGCCUUUGAGUCUGAUCUGGCCGCCCACCAGGAUCGCGUUGAACAAAUUGCCGCCAUUGCCCAGGAGCUGAACACUCUGGAGUAUCACGACUGUGUGUCGGUGAAUGCACGUUGUCAGCGCAUCUGCGAUCAGUGGGAUCGCUUGGGUGCACUCACCCAGCGUCGUCGCACUGCAUUGGAUGAGGCGGAGCGCAUACUGGAGAAGAUCGACAUCUUGCAUUUGGAGUUUGCGAAGCGUGCGGCGCCGUUUAACAAUUGGUUGGAUGGUACACGUGAGGAUCUGGUCGAUAUGUUCAUUGUUCACACAAUGGAGGAGAUUCAGGGCCUGAUCCAGGCGCACGAUCAGUUCAAGGCGACACUCGGCGAGGCCGACAAGGAGUUCAAUCUGAUUGUGAAUCUGGUGCGCGAGGUCGAAUCGAUUGUGAAGCAACACCAGAUACCCGGCGGAUUGGAGAAUCCCUAUACGACGUUGACCGCCAACGAUAUGACGCGCAAAUGGAGCGAUGUCCGCCAAUUGGUGCCGCAACGCGAUCAGACGCUGGCCAACGAGCUGCGCAAGCAGCAGAACAACGAGAUGCUCCGUCGCCAGUUUGCCGAGAAGGCCAACGUUGUCGGUCCAUGGAUCGAGAGGCAGAUGGAUGCUGUGACAGCGAUAGGCAUGGGUAUGCAGGGCUCGCUGGAGGAUCAAUUGCAUCGCCUCAAGGAAUACGAGCAGGCUGUCUAUGCCUAUAAGCCAAACAUUGAGGAGCUCGAGAAGAUCCAUCAGGCCGUCCAGGAGUCGAUGAUCUUUGAGAAUCGCUAUACGAACUAUACGAUGGAGACGCUGCGCGUCGGCUGGGAGCAGCUGCUCACAUCAAUUAAUCGCAACAUUAACGAGGUGGAGAACCAGAUACUGACACGCGACUCCAAGGGCAUUAGCCAGGAGCAGCUGAAUGAGUUCCGUUCCAGUUUCAAUCAUUUCGAUAAGAAUCGCACCGGCCGCCUAACGCCCGAGGAGUUCAAAUCGUGCCUCGUCUCGCUGGGCUAUUCGAUUGGCAAGGACAGACAGGGUGAUAUGGACUUCCAGCGCAUCCUCGCCGUUGUCGAUCCCAAUAACACCGGCUACGUUCACUUUGAUGCUUUCCUCGAUUUCAUGACGCGCGAGAGCACCGACACCGACACCGCCGAACAAGUCAUUGAUUCCUUCAGAAUCCUGGCUGCCGACAAGCCAUACAUAUUGCCCGAUGAGCUGCGCCGCGAAUUGCCACCAGAUCAGGCCGAGUACUGCAUUCAGCGCAUGCCGCCAUACAAGGGACCCAACGGAGUGCACGGCGCCCUGGACUACAUGUCCUUCAGCACAGCUCUCUAUGGCGAGACCGAUUUGUAAACGCUCCCGAUCCGCCGUACGCCCCCUCUACACACACACACACACACACACACGCACACACCAACAUACAUACACACACUCAGACAAACACACACACACAGAAACACACUCACUCACAGACACAUACACUCACUCACCCUACACACACACACACAAACAAGCACUCACUCCCAGCAGAAAAGAGAGAGAGAGAGAGAGAGAGAAGGAGAGAGAGCGAGCGAGCGAUGCGACCGAACGAGAAAAGAGAAACAGAGAAAGAGAGAGAGUGAGAGAGAGAGAGAGAGCUCGUCCCUAUGUGCAGCGGGCCGCCACAGCCCCGAGAUCAUAUAAUAAUUGAUAAAUUUUAAUAAUAAUAAUAUUAAACAUAGAUUUAUUAUUAUAUACACUACACUCAAAAACAAAACAAAAAAAGAGGAAAAAUUAUAAUUUUUUUGCAAAUUAUA
Molecule: messenger RNA, 3331 nt
Organism: Drosophila grimshawi
Lineage: Eukaryota; Metazoa; Arthropoda; Insecta; Diptera; Drosophilidae
Gene: Actn
Product: alpha-actinin, sarcomeric
Exons: 10
Coding region: 201-2888 (895 amino acids)
Biological process (GO): muscle cell development; actin cytoskeleton organization
Cellular component (GO): cortical actin cytoskeleton; cell junction; cell projection
Molecular function (GO): actin filament binding; calcium ion binding
Source: RefSeq, a predicted model, not a curated record